Molecule: messenger RNA, 1208 nt
Organism: Dendrobium catenatum
Lineage: Eukaryota; Viridiplantae; Streptophyta; Magnoliopsida; Asparagales; Orchidaceae
Exons: 7
Coding region: 1-867 (288 amino acids)
Source: RefSeq, a predicted model, not a curated record
AUGGGCUGGACAGCAGCAAACUGCUGCGGGAAAUUCUGGACAGCAGAUUGGAGGUCUUGGGAAGAUCCUGGACAGCUGUUUGAAGCCUUCCCGAUGGUUUUGGAACUUAUUCAGCAGAUAGAAACAAGUAGAAGCCAGUUAAAUACUUUAGAGGACCUCCAUCAUGCCCUCAAAAGGUUAGAAACAAUUUGUUCGCUUGAAGACUUAUUUUGUGGCGUGAAGUGUAUUGAGUUUGAAGACAACUGCAUUAGACUUUCACUGAGGACACCGAUACCUUCUAUGGAUUCCUUAAGUAUCCAAAAGAAGCUUGACUGUUCCUUGGAGCGAACUGCCUUGGAUCAUGAGUUGUUAAUAGAAGUGAAUGACCAAAUGGAACUUAAGAAUAUUGAGAUAUUCCCUGGUGAUGUGUAUCUUGAUGGAAUUAUUAAUGCUGUUAAGUCCUCAAGGUUUUUGCUAACUCAUGCGGCGGAGGAUAUCUUAGGAUGGUUACUAAGACAGAUUCAACAACGCAUUAUUCUCUGUAAUGUAAGGCGUUUAUUGGUGAAAAAUGAGAGCAGCUCCAGACGCUCUAUUGUGUACUCUGACCCGGAUGAGAUAAUUACAACUCAUUUAGAAGGUGGUCUCGUAGCUUCUGUAAAAAUGUCUCAAGGGUGGCCACUGUCAAGUUAUCCUCUAAUGCUUUGGUCGCUAAAACAUUCUAGCGACCAUUCCAAAAGCAUUCCGUGGAAUUUGCUUUGCGAGGUCCAGGAGCAAGCAAACUCUUUGGAGGUUCAUCUGCGGCAGGAUCUUACUCAUUUUGUUGAUGCUAUUGAACGAUUAGUGAUGGAGAUGCAAGCAAAAUACUCAAACAGCAAUGCAUCCUUCUGAGCCUCCAUGUCGGUAUUUAUGAGCAUUUAAGAAAUUAUUCCAUGCUGUGAUUAAGCGCUAUCUCAACUAAAAUGGAAGACUUCAUCAUCUAUAAUAAAUGGAUAAUUCUGCAGCUGUGGCUUUCAGGAGCUUCGUUGAGCUGCAUGGUAAUUCUUAAGAGAAGAUCUUCACAUUUAGUUUGGUUAGCAGUUCAUAUGAAUUCAUCUAUGAUUAUUAUAUCUAACUUUGUUUUUGUCUUUUGAACUAGGUUUAAUUAGUCUAUUGACUUGCUGCUAUGAGCCGUUAUUUUGUUUAACAGCCAAUUUGAGUUGGAAAAUUCUAUAUUUGCUUCUUUUUUUUCA